Molecule: messenger RNA, 2787 nt
Organism: Eleginops maclovinus (Patagonian blennie)
Lineage: Eukaryota; Metazoa; Chordata; Actinopteri; Perciformes; Eleginopidae
Gene: usf2
Product: upstream transcription factor 2, c-fos interacting
Exons: 11
Coding region: 427-1452 (341 amino acids)
Biological process (GO): regulation of transcription by RNA polymerase II
Molecular function (GO): RNA polymerase II cis-regulatory region sequence-specific DNA binding; DNA-binding transcription factor activity, RNA polymerase II-specific; protein dimerization activity
Source: RefSeq, a predicted model, not a curated record
GUCUUAUUGGCCGCAUGGCGCAGUCCACAGCUUUGAGAGGAUAAACAGCAGCUGUGCGCCGCCGAGCAACAAAAAGGAAACCCAAUGAAAAACACUUCCAUCGAACCGUUAACAGGAAAUAAUCCUCUAGCCGUACAUCCAACAGGUUAAUCUAAAAGACUAUAACGAUCUACACGGAGCAGCACCGCCGCCGUGAAGCUGCGUAAGCUCCCGGAGUGUGUGUUUUUUUCGGUUUUCCGCACAGACGCAGACGGCUCCCUCCUGCUCAGCAGCGGCCUCCAUUUUAGCUCCUUGCCCGAUCGGUGCCUCACGUGUCCUGGACUGUCUUCCUCACAUGACCCGUGUGUUUGUCCCCGUGAUCAGCGCUUCCAUCUCCGUAAAUCCGUGUCGUUGAAUAUCGGCGUUUUUACCCCCGCAAAAAGCUUCAUGGAUAUGCUGGAGCAGAGUCUGGACAGCUCGGGGAGUCACGACAAACAGGAAACUGAAGAGGUGGUGCAGCUACAGGAAGCAUCACAGAUUGGACACAUGUUCUCCUGUGUUUCAGGAGAGUCGGUGGGGACGGUGGAGCAGACUGCAGUGACCAUCACCGGUGUCCCGCAGGGCGCGUUCACUGACCACAAUGUGCAGUACCAGUUCCGCACAGAGAACAGCGGAGGACAGGUGACGUACCGCGUGGUUCAGGUGACAGACGAUCAUUUGGAAGCCACAGCUGAUGGGUCAGGAGCCGUCAGUGUGGUCUCUGCUGCAGCGUUUGCUGGAGCCCCCCAGGCAGUGGCACAGGCUGUUAUCCAGAACCCUUUCAGUAAUGGGGGCAGUCCUGGGGGGGAGACGGUGGGAGGAGAGACGCGUUUCGCUUAUUUCCCCGCCACCACCGUCAGCGAUGGAACCGCCGUGUCCGUGCAGGCCACCUCCGACCCUACGAUAGCUCAAGCGGGAGGCCAGUUUUACGUGAUGAUGAGCCCCCCUGAGGUACUACAGACGGCGGCCCCUCGUACCAUCGCUCCCCGCACACACACCUACACUGCAGACCUCGGUGAAAGCGAGAUGUUGCAGCAUGGCAGUUCAAACUGGAAGGUGGAGGGUCCCCGGGCGCCCAGAGAUGAGAGGCGAAGAGCACAACACAAUGAAGUGGAGAGAAGAAGAAGAGACAAGAUCAACAACUGGAUCGUCACGCUUUCAAAAAUCAUCCCCGACUGUAGCAUAGACAGCCGAACCGGAGCGGUGAGUUUAAAAAGUAAAGGAGGCAUCCUGUCCAAAGCUUGCGACUACAUCAGAGAGCUGCGUCAGAGUAACCAGCGACUGCAGGAGAGUUACAAAGAGGUGGAGCAGGUGGAGAUGGACAACGAGCUGCUUAGACAACAGAUUGAGGAGCUGAAGAAUGAUAAUGCACUGCUUCGAGCGCAGCUACAGCAGCACGGCGUAGAAGUCAAUGGAGAUGCGACACCUCAGUAACUGUGAACUGGACACUUGUAACCUCACAAACAAAAUGUCGCAUCCUCCCACCCACCUGAACAAUACCAGGAAAUAAAGUUCAACUAUAGACAAUUUCCAGCUGAAAUUGGACCACACAAACCAGCACACCAAGUGUUUGGAAAAAAAAAACACUGAAGGACUGCAAACGCCUCCUCCACCUUCAGCUGUUGAAGGCUGAACACUCUGAAAUCCGUUAACUGUGUAGCUCACCGAACCUCUCACCUCUGCUUCAAGGAACCUCUGCACAGCUCCAGCAUACUUUCUUUUUAUUUUACUUUAAAUUAUAAAAACUGCCAGAGAAAAUUGUACUUUUAAUUAUUCCACCUAUUUUAAUCAAACCAGUUCUCUACUUUUUCCCUUUUUUGUUGACAUUUGCUGUGUUUGAAACUACUAAAUGUGACAUGAAUGAUAGUUCCCAUUUGCUUUUAAUUUAUUAGUGUUUAAGGAAUGUGUACACAAAACAAAACAAAAAGUCAGCUGGUUCCAGAAGCUACUCAAAAACAACAAACACCUUUUUGGAUCAUGCUCAGCACUGUUACUUAUUAUAUCUCUACUGUCAGUGGAUCAUAUGUGUAUAUAAAUAGUUGAUCUGUGUGCAAUUUGAGAUAACUCUUUUCAAUUUCUGCCUCUUUACACUGACACUCCAAGCACUGGGCAGAGAUCACAAACUUUAUAAUCUUUAUCCGAUGUCAGGAAAUAAUAAAAAAAUAUAUAUAAUACUUUUCUGACAGUCAAUGUAAAAGCAACUUUGAGUCACGGAGUUUGUAUUUUUAGUGCUAGGCCUUAAUUGAAGCCUGCUGGAGAGUCUAGGUGUUAACAUAGCUCAGGUAAUUGGGAUGCCCUGGCAAGUGGUUCCCAGACUCAAUGAAGUGUUUAAAUAUAGAGUUUAGAUCUCUUGUGUGUCCCUAUUAGGUGCAAUGUACACAUAAUGAGAAUAAGGAGAUGAGGUGGGAGUCAUUUCUUAACGGGCAUUAAAAUAAUAGUUGGUUUUUAUAUCUUGCUUAAUAGGCUACUGGUGUAAUGCACUGAAAUAGAGGUUCACUCUCUGUUUGGACCACUAGUCCUGCUGCAUUUUAAUGGACACACCCAAGGUGGCUUUUGUUUUGCAAUCUUCCCCAAUUCUUUAAACUUUGGGAACCUUUUGCUGCUGACAGAAAGACCAGAAAACAUCCAUGGUCAGGAAUGUGGAGAGCAGUUUGGAUGUGAUUGGUGAUAUUGUAACUAAACAGCUUUUGUCUACUUAAAGUCACCACAGCAUGGAAAUAUAACCACUGGCAUGACUAAUUCUGAUACAAUAAAACAGAAGUGUUUAUA